AUGGAUAUCUCCAAGGACCGUCCAAGUAUAAGCAAAGAUGAAGGCCGAAGGAGCGAAGAGAUUGUUGUAGUCUCUGAAACAUACACACCCGAGGAGGAGAAGGCAGUUUUACGCAAGAUUGACCUUGUUAUUCUGCCAUUCAUGUGUUUUGUCUUUUUCCUCCAAUACCUCGACAAACAAAGCCUGAGCUAUGCUGCUGUUUUUGGCCUUCAAACAGAUCUGAACAUGACCAGCAGUCAGUACUCUUGGUGUAGUUCUAUCUUCUAUGUCGGCCAGCUUGUCUCGGAAUACCCCUUCAUCUACCUCAUGAGCCGAUUUCCCCUGACAAAGUUUGUUGGUGUGACAGUUAUCAUGUGGGGAAUCAUUUGUAUGUGUCUCGCUGCGCCGUCGAAUUUCGCAGGUUUCGCCACCGUUCGAUUCUUGCUCGGAUUCAGCGAGGGUGCUGUAUCGCCGGCUUUCGUGACAAUAACUAGUAUUUGGUAUCGCAAGAAGGAACAUACCACCAGAACAGCACUGUGGAUUACCAUGAACGGACUGGCACAAGUAAUCGGCUGCUUGCUCAUGUACGGAAUUGGAAAGAACAGCUCACUUUCCAUUGCUCCCUGGCGAGUUCUGUUCUUGAUCUGUGGAGCCCUAACUUUCUUUGCUGGAAUUGGAUUUUUUGUCUUGAUGCCGAACGGACCCAAGGAUGCCUGGUUCCUCAAUGAGCGGGAGAAAGAGGUUCUGUCUCUUCGUCUCGCUGAAGAUCGUGAGGGUGGUGAUAAAACAUCCUUCUCUUUGUCACAACUCAAAGAAACUAUGCUCGAUCCCAAGGCAUGGUGUGUCUUCUGGUUUGGUGUUCUAGUAACAAUGCAGUCGCCGGUCCUUACCUUUGCGUCCCUGGUGAUUAAAUCCAUUGGCUACUCUGACCUUGAAACAAUGCUUUACACCGCCCCCUCCGGUGCUGUACAAAUCUUCUUACUUUGGAUUGGCACUGCAUUGGUCUGGAUCUUCCCUCGCCAGCGAAAUAUGGCCGUUUUGGUUCUUAUCAUUCCCCCUCUUAUCGGAAAUGUCUUCUUGUUGAAGCUCACUGUCACGGCCCAGUGGGGUCUUAUUGUGGCUUCUUGGUUGUCUUCUUGCAUCACUGCAUCCAUGUCGAUCCUCCUCUCGCUCUCUGCUUCCAAUGUCAAGGGUAAUACCAAGCGUGCCACGGUCAACACAAUGUUUUUCAUUGGAUACUGUGCUGGAUGUAUUGGAUCUCCCCAGCUGUGGACUCACAAGCCAAGAUAUACCUCAGGUGUCAUCACAGCUAUUGUCACCUGGUGCCUCCUAUUUGUUGCUGUGAUUAUAUACUGGGUUCUUUGUGACCUUGAUAACAAGAAACGGGACGCCAGCUCUCCUGCUGGCAUCAUUGGUGUCGGUCAAGAGGUCGAGCUUGAUGAGAAGGGACUUCCCAUAACUGAUCUGACUGACUUACAAGACAAGUCAUUCAGAUAUGCCCUGUGA
This is a messenger RNA of Penicillium taxi, 1485 nucleotides long. Its product is annotated as MFS general substrate transporter. Bases 1 to 1485 code for a protein of 494 amino acids. The transcript has 4 exons. Gene Ontology annotation, molecular function: dipeptide transmembrane transporter activity; allantoate transmembrane transporter activity. Gene Ontology annotation, cellular component: plasma membrane. The record is from RefSeq and is a predicted model, not a curated record. Gene Ontology annotation, biological process: allantoate transport; tripeptide transport; dipeptide transport. NCBI's taxonomy places the organism in Eukaryota, Fungi, Ascomycota, Eurotiomycetes, Eurotiales, Aspergillaceae.